Messenger RNA from Paralichthys olivaceus (Japanese flounder), 5325 nucleotides. It is a transcript of the gene bckdk, whose product is annotated as branched chain ketoacid dehydrogenase kinase. Gene Ontology annotation, molecular function: pyruvate dehydrogenase (acetyl-transferring) kinase activity. Gene Ontology annotation, cellular component: mitochondrion. NCBI's taxonomy places the organism in Eukaryota, Metazoa, Chordata, Actinopteri, Pleuronectiformes, Paralichthyidae. Gene Ontology annotation, biological process: regulation of glucose metabolic process; protein phosphorylation. The record is from RefSeq and is a predicted model, not a curated record.
UCUUGCUGAUUGGCUCAGCUGUCGUGUCGUCAUCCCUGCUCGCUCCGCCAUUGGCCGACGCGUACAAAGCCCUUUCUGUUCUUCGUACUGUACCACAGACGUGCACCAUCAUGGCUCGAUCCCCGAUGGCCCCGUAGCAGCAUCCGAACCCUCGGCGCUCGUACGGGUCAGGGUCACAGCGACCUGUUCACGCGCACAAGAAGCCCUCCCGCACGCCUCGUGUCCAGAUGCGUCCCGGGCUGGCGGGUUUGGCGGCGGAGAUGCUGAGCGGUGCUUCGUGCAGGACCAGGCCGAGGAUCGGCAGCCUCUUGCUGGCCCCGGUCACCAAAACAGCGCCGCCGCCUCCGUCCAGCGCGGAGAGCCCCCGAUUCCGCUCCACGUCCUCGAUGCAGGGCUUCUCGGAGCUGGCGAGGGAGAGGUCCAAGUCCGUCACGUCUUUCUACAACCAGUCCGCCAUCGAUGUCUCCGCAGAGAAGGCCUCAGUGCGACUGACCUUGGCCACCCUGCUGUAUUCUGGGAAGUCUCCUGAUGGACAUCACAUCUUGAGCAGUGCCAAGUACCUUCACAAAGAGCUGCCUGUACGAAUCGCUCAUCGCAUCAAGGGCUUCCGCAGUUUGCCCUUCAUCAUUGGCUGCAACCCCACAAUUCUGCAAGUGCAUGAAUUGUAUAUCAGAGCGUACCACAUGGUCAGUGACUUUCCGCAGAUCAAGGAUCAGGACGUGGAGGCUCGUUUCUGUAAACUGGUGCAGCAGCUCCUGGACGACCACAAAGAUGUGGUCACCAUGUUGGCUCAGGGCUUCAGGGAGUGUCGCCGACACAUCCAGGAUGAGACAAUUAUCCGCAGCUUCCUGGAUACAACGCUGUGCUCUCGUCUGGGAAUCCGAAUGUUGGCCACGCACCAUCUCGCCCUCCACGAAGAUAAUGCUGAUUUUGUCGGGAUCAUAUGCAGACGCCUCUCUCCCAAAAAGAUCAUAGAGAAGUGGGUAGACUUUGCCAGACGUCUGUGUGAGCACCAGUAUGGAAACUCGCCCAGGGUGAGGAUCAACGGACACGUAGCCGCUCGUUUCCCCUUCAUCCCUCUGCCUCUGGACUACAUCCUGCCCGAGCUCCUCAAGAACGCCAUGAGGGCCACGAUGGAAAGUCAUUUGGACACCCCGUAUAAUGUGCCUGAUGUGGUCAUCACGAUUGCCAAUAACGACCUUGAUUUUGUCAUCAGGAUUUCAGACCGUGGCGGCGGCAUCCCUCACAAUAUAAUUGACAAAGUGAUGGACUACCACUUCAGCACGGCUGAGGAGAGCGCGCAGGACCCUCGCAUGAGCAACCUCUUCAACAACAUUACCAACAGUGGAAACCAGUCCAGCCCGAUGCAUGGGUUCGGCUUCGGCUUGCCCACGUCUCGGGCCUACGCUGAGUACCUGGGCGGCACCUUGUCCAUACAGUCUAUGCAGGGCAUCGGCACCGACAUCUACCUGCGUCUGCGCCACAUUGACGGCAAAGGAGAGAGCUUCAGAGUGUGAAGCUGACCCUCUCGUCAUCCCUGUAGAUCCCAACCAGGGAUUCAGGCCAUGCAGGAGUGCAGAGGAUCUUCUUCCUCCAGGGAGGCUGGCAUGGACUACAGGACUUUGGUCCACAGAGUGAUAACCGACACAGUAUGUUGUCAGAAAAAGCUCCUAAUUUCACCAACUCACUACUUGUUUUUUGUUUUUUUUUGCCUUAGACUGAUUAUAAGCUAUGUUAGCUGUCAACUUGAUUUCAUUUGUUUUUCCUUUUCUGUGUUUUGUACCGUGUGGCUUGUUGUCUUGAAGUUUUUCGGGGGUGUAUGAACUUUUGAUUGUGUAGGUUCACGGGACAAGCUGCGCAUGACAGUGAUGUCAAUGAGAGAGGAAGGAGAGGCUCACUGUGAAGUCACUUGUUGCAUUAGCCUCAAAAUAGGAACAGACGUUUAGAUGGAUCAUUGUUUCAAAUGAAUCUUCUGAGACACUCCAGCGACCCUGUCAAAAUCUCCUCAAUGUGUGUGAAGCUGCUCACGAGCUCCGCCACUGUUUGAAUGAACAGAUCCUCGCAGUACUUUAUCAGCCGCUGGUUUUAGUGUACAAGGGACGAUUGUGUACGUUUGCAGUAACAGACAGUAGUUUCACUUCAGGGUCCUCCUAUUGAAGGAGGCACGCCCACGAACAAAGGCUCAUUUAUGCUCGAGCUUGAUACGUAAACAGACGAAGGCUUCUGUCCGUACUCUGCAUUCUUCUUGUCAGUAUUUGUGUUUGACUUCUGAGAGUUUUCAGAUGCAGACGAAACAGAAGAAACAGACGGUAGCAAAGAAACUUGGAGGCAGUGUAGCCAGUCAGCGAGAAAACCACUAGACAGGAGGGAGGAAAUUUAAACAGUGGGUGAACUUCGUGAGGAGAGACUUGUGAGAAACGACUAACCCUAUAGAUGUAUGAUGUCACUUUGACCGGGCAAAGAGACAAACAGCUGCUUUUGCUCUUUCUUAAGGGGAGCGUCAUCACAACCUCCUCCAGCGGCACCAUGUUUGUUGUUGUCAGAAACUCUCGACUCUGCGCUGCCCUCUGGUGGAUGUAUUGCUUAGCGUUAGGAAGUCACGGUCGCGUUGUUUUGAAACGGACGUAUCUCUUCUCGGACGUAACGGCAGCAAAAAUGAGCCUCGAAGUGAGAGCGGGGGGACGACAUUUCUCACAUAGGUUGGCAGCAGACUGGGCCAGAAGACAGAGGCCGAUGACAGUGAGCAGAAUAUGUCUCCUUUUAAAAACCACACACUUGAUGUGUGAUAAACCUCAGCCCUGGACAACCAGUAGCAUUACUCUACAAACACGCCUCCAGUCCAGUUCAGUCCAGUCCAGUCCAGUCCAGUUCAGCCGUGGCUGAGAAAACGCAGAAGAAAACGCCAAAAAACCACCGAAUGCUCAUUAACAGAUUUCUGUCUUGUUCUGUUUUGAGAACACACGACGAGAUGAACAUCUUUGAUCAGCAGCAUCUUUGUGGAGCUUUCAGGCAGGAGAGCCAAGCAAGAUGUUCAGUUGCCUUACAGUGUGACGCUUCAACUGCAUGCUUUUACUCUCCCCUGCUUUCUUUGCUUCUAUUAUUAUUAUUAUUAUUUUCCGUUGCCUUUAUUGGUUCACACAGAUGCAUGCCCUGUCACUCACUCGUUAGUUUGAUGGGGUUUUUUUUUUUUGCACAAUGGUCAUGUUACGCUCAGCACAAGCACCGAUCACAGCAGAUUUUGACUUUAUUGUAUCAACCUUCAGAGUAACAAUAUACCAGAGAAGUAUUAUCUUACCUUGUCUUUCUUUUCUGUUGUUUUUUUUUUUUUUUUUUAUUAUUCACAUAAUUUUUUUCAGACAAUCUCAUUUUUUGUUUGUGUUUUUGAAGUAAGUUUUGUAUGAGAGCACAUUUCAGGACGGUGCAGCAGCAGCAGGGUUUCUGCACUGUCAUCUGUGGGAGACUAGAUCAGGUUGUUCUCAAUAAUUAUCUCCAGAACACCACUUGAUUUUUACCAUUUCCAAGACAACAAAUAGCCACAUCUAAUGUGUAUUUUGUAAAGUUUAGUUUAUGAUUUUUAACCCCUUUUUACCUCCUAUUUAAAACAAACAAAAAAAGAAUAAUCUCUACUUCCUCCCACUGUCCAGAAAUGAAGCUAAGAUAUCCUCGACAUGAACGUUCUCAAGCGAUCGAGGGAUGAAAUCACAGUAUCGAGGUCCUGACAUUACACGUUUUGCAUAAAGAUGGUGGGAUUGUCUGUUCCGUAGAGAUUCUGCCAUCGAACAGGAACUUUCAGACGCUGUUAUGAGAUCUAACAAACACUUUGUUGGAAGCAUAUUGAGUCAUUUUGUUCCAGAAGUGCGUCUCCAAGCAAAACUGAAGCAUUUUGUAUUUGGUAACCUGGAUUUGGUCUCAUCCAGGUUAUUAUCUUCAAAUAUCUUAAACACAAAACAUGUAUUUGUGAUCUCAUCAUCUCAGGAUUACAGGCUUCUGAACUUUGUCAGUCUGUUUUUAUCAGUCAUUCCUUUUGACCUGAGUAUUUCAAAACAAAGAAAUCCCAUAUACCGGAAAAAGAGAAAGAAAUAAUAAUAUGAGUUAAAAUUUAAAUUAAUAUAUUCAAGUUGUGAUCUUUCCCGAAAGUGAUUGGUCGACCCUGGCCUCGCUGAGUUUCCAUGAAUUAGUUUAUACAUUUCACAGCAGAUGUCUUCUCUUUCCCUGCUGCGGGAACAUUCCCCACUCGAUCUCAAGCUGAUGCGACAGAUGCUCUUCAGGUUUAUGUUCUGGUUGCGUACUUCACGAUGCUGUUUAUCUUUUUAUUUCAAAGGAUGUUGGGAAUCUUAACAGGACAACUUUGAAAAAUAAUCAUGUUCAAAGAAGUUUUGAUUUUCAAGAGAUUCACCCUGUGCAUUAUCAGUUAUAUCACUGGCCUGGAGCUGUUAUUAUUUUUAAUCACACAUCUGCAUCUUUAAAAUCUUAAGAAUCACAUAACUAGUGUAAACUAAAUAAUGGAAAAGGACAGUUGUUUAAACAAGUUAUGAAUAGUGGAAGCUUCUGAAAUGUGUCGUAAUCUUACAAAUCAAGUAACCGGUUCUCUUGACGUUGCAUGUGCUUUAUUUCUCUUUCCAGUGCGUUUACAUACAAAAUGUUCCUUAAAUUUAAGAUGAGAUUUUGUCUUGUGGGACAUUGUGAAAACACAAGUGAACCAGUUAUUUCAGUUGUUAGAGAUCAGUAACAUAUUCUGAUUUAAUCUGCGAGAGGUUCGUCUUUAUUUCACCGUUUUAUGAACUGUUAACUGUAUAACCUGUAUUCUUUUCUGAGGCCAUGUUUAUGACUUCAUGUGUUUUAUUGUGGAUUUGAAGGUCUUGAAGAUGUGGUAGCUUGUGCAUGUGAAGCUGAAGGGGGGGGGGUUAACGCCACAUAGCUUAAACAUGGGUUAAAGUCUUGUGUCCUUUUUUCAGGCGCAUGAUAAAGGAUUUGUUCUUCUGUUCCACCAUGAUGCUGGUAAAAUUGUACUUUUUGAAUUUGGAUGCCUGCAGGAUCAUGUAUGAAGCAUUGAAAAACGUGCACUGGCUGCCCUCUGUUGGCCAAAAAAAAGAAGUGUAUGCAGAAAAUAUUGUUCAUCAACAACAUGCAACGACAAAAAAAAAGUGAAUUUUCAUUUUCCAGGUUUGGGGUUUUUGUUAUUUUUGCAGAUAAAAUGAAGUUCUCUCUCUGAGAAAAUGUGCUGCCAUGAUGGAAUGUUUUGUCUCCUUGACUAAAAUCAGCUUCUCCCACAUGUUUUCUGUUAUGUUGAGGAAACUUUAGACAUUAAAUUUUAUUUGGUUGGAA